CAAAGUUGAUAGAUCAUUUGUUUAUAAAAUGCCAUACUUGGAAGAAGUAAAAUAAGACGAGAAAAAGUGUAAUAAAAUAAGAGACCUUCUUUAAUAGAUCUUAUAAAAAUUUUCAGAACUUUAACCUACUUUAGAUAAGAUUGCUAUGAAUCUUCAAACGUAUAUAAAAAGUUUCUUUCAAAAAAUUUUCCUUUUUUUUUAUGUCCACAUCAUGAAUUUCGAGAAAUAAAAAUGACUGAUAAGAAUGACCUUGUGUGUAAAAAUGUCACGAUUCCAUUUAUAAACAAUAAACAACUACCUAACCUGAUGCAUGUUUUGAAAAUUAUAAAAAGAGGACAGAAAAUUUCUGUACAAAAGAAAGUGACUUUGAUAUAUGGUAAAAUUCCUACUAAAUACAUAAGAAAGGUAACUGCUGCCAAUAGAGGAAAAUGGGAUGAACAGUACUUAUUUCUUCCAGAUGAAACAGUACAUACUAAUCGUCUAAAUUACUGUCAAACAAGCAAAGAAUUUAACAUUCCUUAUCGUAUUCUUCGCAGAAGACUUAAAGAUAGUAAUUUAGCAAAGCGGAGCUCUUGA
Centruroides sculpturatus (bark scorpion) is the source of this 576-nucleotide messenger RNA. RefSeq lists its product as uncharacterized. The record is from RefSeq and is a predicted model, not a curated record. Lineage: Eukaryota; Metazoa; Arthropoda; Arachnida; Scorpiones; Buthidae. Bases 232 to 576 code for a protein of 114 amino acids. The transcript has 2 exons.